Haliotis rufescens (red abalone) is the source of this 4845-nucleotide messenger RNA. Its product is annotated as zinc transporter ZIP10-like. Lineage: Eukaryota; Metazoa; Mollusca; Gastropoda; Lepetellida; Haliotidae. Gene Ontology annotation, molecular function: zinc ion transmembrane transporter activity. The record is from RefSeq and is a predicted model, not a curated record. Bases 249 to 2300 code for a protein of 683 amino acids. The transcript has a single exon. Gene Ontology annotation, cellular component: membrane. Gene Ontology annotation, biological process: intracellular zinc ion homeostasis; zinc ion import across plasma membrane.
UGUGACGUCACUAACAUCUAUUUAGCCGCCAUAUUGGGCUUCACAUUUAGAGUCUUGCACACGACCCACAAAAACGAAGAUUUGUGGACUUUCAACCGGGACAUUUAAGCGUGAAUUGUUCUUACAUGAGUGAAGUUGGGUGUUAAUACACUUUCCCGUAGUUGGCAACUCCGCUAGAAGUGAAGUGUACAUCGUAAUUUGCCUGUCUGAGCCCGCAGUCUGUCUACAGAACAAAGAGAGGCCACUUUAUGCAUUUCAAGUUCGUGUACCAUCGUCGUUCAACUUGGAAAGUGAAAAUGUGUGUCAUGCACAGAUUUUGUGUCGUCUGCUACUGUCUGUGUCUGCUAUGUUCCCAAUGCAGAUCGGAUGAGGAUGCCAGCAGGAAUCACUUGUCUAAUUCCACGCAGACGGGAGCUUCGAAACCACGUGACCAACACGUGAAAAACGUGAGUCGCCAUCAUAUACACAAACAUGACAACAUUGAAACCUAUGGAAAUAACUCCUUACGAGAGGGUUUGUAUUUUGCGAGAAAAGUAUUCCAAAAGUUUGGAAAAGAGGAUGAACUCACAAUUGUAAGUUUCAAAAAACUUCUUGAUGAUUUGGAAAUAUUUUCAUCAGAACAAAACAAUUCCCAUGUUCACCAUGAUCAUAUCAAUAACAAUGAGAAUCAUAAUCAUAAUGACGUCCAACACAGUAGUGAACCAAAGACAGAACACAAUCAUGAUAUAGAAAAUCACAAACACGAUGAAGAUGCAGAUAAAACUGCAGUGGAUGGUCACGAGCAUGUGGAUCAUUCCGGUAUUUUUCCAGAUGGACCAACCACCAAUAAAACAGUGCCACAUGAAAGUGAGAGACGUGAUGAUAUUCAAGGGGAAAUGGUGAAAAGAGAUGUGACGGCCCAUCAUGAGGGGGAUCACACGGACUGUCUAGAUUCAAGAAAGCUGCUAGAUAUUUAUCAUUUAGCAAAUAAGAAAAGUUUGACUUUGGAGCAGUUCCUCCAUAUCUCCCCUGCCGUGAUCUAUCAGCUGGACAACCCUGGUUGCCGGACCGCUGGCCACCGGGCCACUGGCCACCCUGCACACACCAUGGAGGUGAUCGGCUUCACCGAGAUUCCUGCUGCAGUGUGGGGGUACAGCACCCUGGCCGUGGUCAUCAUCAGUCUGGUUGGCCUCCUUGGUGUGGCCGUCAUCCCAAUCAUGCAGAAAGUCUUUUAUAACCAUAUGUUGCAGUUCCUCAUAGCGCUGGCCGUUGGUACCUUGACUGGGGAUGCGUUGUUGCAUCUUCUUCCUCAUGCAAUUAUUGGACACCGUCUGCAUAACCAUGACAACCACGGUGCUGAAGAAAAUGGUUUGAACAGUGAGGAUAUGCAUAAGACCGCAGUAUUUAAGGGAUUGUGUGGUCUUGCAGGGAUGUUUUUCUUUUUUGUGAUGGAAAGGAUCUUGACAAUAGUCACUAACAUUAAAAGGAAACGAAAGCUAAACACCAGAAGGACUUUGUCUGCCAAACAAAAAACAGUCUGUAAGGAUGAUAGGAGCCACAUUGCCAAAAAACUUUCUGCCUAUGAUGAACCAGAUUAUCAGUCAUGUGAAGAAAUGGUCAUGGUUGUUCAUCCAAACAAGUCCCUGAAGGGCUUUGCUGAUGAAACCCAUCAUAAAGUAUUUCAUACCAACCAUGACAGUUGUCGACCCAAAGAAGACGAACACUCCCAUUCCAAUCCCAAGAGUGCUGAAGAAGAGGGCAUGCUGUCAUCUCUCCCACAUUCCCACAGCGGCCAUUCACACCACGGACAUUGUGAAAUGUUGAGCAACUCUGUGGCGUCCAUUGCCUGGAUGGUCAUCCUUGGGGACGGCAUCCACAACUUCAGUGACGGCCUGGCUAUCGGAGCUGCCUUCGCUAACAGCAUCACUGGUGGCUUCAGCACUGCCGUCGCUGUCUUUUGUCAUGAACUUCCACACGAGAUCGGGGACUUCGCCGUGUUGUUGAGGGCGGGCAUGUCAGUCAAGCAGGCUGUGGUCUAUAACUGUGUCUCCUCCCUGCUCUGUUUUGUUGGUAUGCUCAUCGGUGUUGCCAUUGGCAACAUUCAUGAAGCUUCAGAAUGGAUUUUCGCAUGUGUUGCAGGAAUGUUCAUAUAUAUUGCUACCGUGGACAUGUUGCCGGAAAUGACAUCCGUGGACACGAAGCAAGGGGAGCACCCGUUCUGUCAUCUCUUCCUGCAGUGCUUCGGGAUGCUUCUCGGGGCAGGAAUAAUGCUCCUCAUCGCCUUCUACGAAGAUGACCUGCUCACUGUUCUGGGUGGCUAGGCAAGAUUGAACUUUGUGAUGGGUUCCAAAUGCAAUGAUUUGAUCAUGUUGUCCAGUGCAACGAUAGGCAAAGAAUUUGUUAUACCUGUUCUAUAAAAAGAAACUGCAGCUUAGUUUCGGCGAAAAAUGAUAAUUUUCAUUUAUUUGAUUAGAAUGAUAGCAAUGUUCUCAUUAGCUGAAGUAAGAGGUGUUUUGUGUCUUUGUAGUAUGAAUCACGGUUCCUCUGUUCUGUCUGUUCUUGCUGUGUACUGGGGAAUCCUGACUUUGGGUUCCUGAAACUGCCAUGGUAAUGACCAUGUCACGGUCAACACAAGCUACUCAAUCCUUGGCCCAUCUGGUCCACAGCAUCAUAAAAUUAUUUUUGUUUAACAGAAAUGUAUAAAAAAAAUAUUGCUGCAAAUGCAGAAAUUCACUUAUGACUUGUACCAAAUGCCUGUGUGGUACAGUGGAAUCUUCUUCAAUUUGAACUUGGGAACUCAGCACACUAUGUUCCACAGGACUUCAAGUUGUUGAUGUUGCAGUUUAUUCCAUGGUUUAAACCAGCUGAGCUACUGAAUAGAGCUUCAGACAGCAAGGACGUAUUGAUGAUGGUUGAAACUGAUGUUAUAAUUAAAACUGGUUCUGAAUGUCUGAUACCUGCAUGUCAAAAUUAAAAUUUACAGGAAUGUGAUCAAAUUGGUAAUGUAGGACUUAGAUAAGUUGAAGUAUUCUUUCAGGUUCAGUUGUUGGUAAUAGACAAUAGGAUUAUAUUCCCAAACUGUUUAUUCUGUGGAGUCAAAUAUUGUAAUUGUCUUCAGCUCCGGCAAUAAUUGUACAUCUGUUACAAGAGAAAUUGCCAUCCUCAUUGGCCGCUGUGUAUGUCAUCUGAUUAUUACCCGCAUUUCAGGUUUUUAAGCCUCAUAUUAACUAUGGUUGACCAGAUCAUCUCCAAUAAUACUGUGGGCUGUGCCUGAUGUAAACUAUUUAAAACAAAUUGUUUAAUGGAAUCAGCUGAACCUGAUAUUGAAAAGUGAAAGAUUAGAUCUGAAAAAAAAAUCAAAGAAAAACUAAUGUAAAAAUCUGCAAACUAAAAGAUACAAAGUCUGGCCUUAGCAGAAAAGUAGCACUUUAGUGUCAGCCUCAGGUUUACGCCAGAGCAGACCCUUGGUACAUUAGAUAGUGCAAGAGAAUGAAAGAAGAGAAUUGUGCAGUGUGUGUGUGACUGGUUAUGUAUUAGAUAUAUAAGAGAAUGAAAGAAGAGAAUUGUGCAGUGUGUGUGUGACUGGUUAUGUAUUAGAUAUAUAAGAGAAUGAAAGAAGAGAAAUGUGCAGUGUGUGUGACUGGUUAUGUAUUAGAUAUAUAAGAGAAUGAAAGAAGAGAAAUGUGCAGUGUGUGUGUGACUGGUUAAGUAUUUGAUAUAUUAGAGAAUGAAAGAAGAAAUAUGCAGUGUGUGUGUGACUGGUUAAGUAUUAGAUAUAUAAGAGAAUGAAAGAAGAAAUGUGCAGUGUGUGUGUGACUGGUUAUGUAUUAGAUAUAUAAGAGGAAAGGUGUUGAGCUGUUCGCUGCUAAAUUACACGUGGCGAAGGAGCCUGUGAAUCAGCAGUAUUUUCAUGAACCUGAAUAUCAGGUACAUGUUAUUGGACAGCAAUUCUUGUCUUCUAGUUUUAUUGUUUCAUGUACAUAUAUGCAAUGUCUCCACACCCUUGUCUGUCUGUCUGUCAGCUCAUUUCGGUCCUGUGUUUUUUUAAAAUAAUCAGAAUUGGGGAUAAAACAUCCAGUCAGUCUAGAUUAGUACUAGUCUUGGACUAAUGGGCUAGUGGGCGUCUCUAGCCUUGAGUUUGGGUUACUGAGAUUUGCCUCAGUGUUCACAGUGGUUCAUAUUUGGCCCAGGUCCACAGGAAACGUUAGCAAUAAUCUCAAAUUGGAAUAAAAUACUUCCCAUUUCAGGUAUCAGAUUUGUAACUGAUGUUUUAGAUGCACAUUAGACUUGUAUUUCCCUGCAAACAGAAUCCAUGCGGAUGAGAAGGUUUACUGCCUUGUUUCACAUUUCUCUAUUGAGUGCAUCAUUGAGAAUUUAUAUGUGAAUUUAAUGAUUUUCCAAAAUAUGGACAGAAUAAUGAUUCUUUAUUCACACAUGAUCUUUCAGGUCAGUUUCAGUCCAGCUCAGUCUAUCUACAGCCAUAUUGUCCAUCUCUAGAUGUGUCAUGCUGACUGACGUUCAUCUGUCCUAGCCAUUAACAUUUACAAUUUAUCGGAAAUCACAAUGUUGAGGAAUGUCAAACUUUGCAAGCUUUAACAUCUGCUCAGCAGCCAUAUUGAAACUUAUGUAUUUUCUCCUUAUUCAUGCUGCCAUUUUGGUGUGCAUCAUUGUGAAAUUUGAUGUGCAGUCAAUUUGUGAUAUGUUCAGAACUAGAAUAUGUUUUUUGGCAUAUUGAUUCUUCUGCCUGCUGUUGCCCUGGACUCUCACACAGCUGUUUACCUUGGCUGACUGCAUGUUUCUCUUCUCUAAGCAAUGGUGUAAGAAUGGAUCUAAUUGUGGUAAAAACAUUAAACAUGGCUGCUACUU